GCCCAAGGCGCGCGUCCGCCCUCCCCUUAGAAGGCUCGCGCCGUCGCGUCGGUUCCGCGCUCGGUCUGUCGGUCUCGCUUCGGUGAGAUCUUCGCUCCGGCUGAGUCGACGCCAUCCGCCUCCCUCCCCCGCGUUCCUGCUACCGCCGCGGCCAAGAUGGCCUCCGGAGUGCAAGUUGCUGAUGAAGUCUGUCGCAUCUUUUAUGACAUGAAAGUUCGGAAAUGUUCCACACCAGAAGAAAUCAAGAAGAGAAAGAAAGCCGUCAUUUUCUGUCUCAGUGCAGACAAAAAGUGCAUCAUUGUGGAAGAAGGCAAGGAGAUCUUGGUUGGAGAUGUUGGUGUCACCAUAACCGACCCCUUCAAGCAUUUUGUGGGAAUGCUCCCUGAAAAAGAUUGUCGCUAUGCUUUGUACGAUGCCAGCUUUGAAACCAAGGAAUCCAGGAAAGAAGAGUUGAUGUUCUUUUUGUGGGCACCAGAGCUAGCACCUCUGAAAAGCAAAAUGAUCUAUGCAAGCUCCAAGGAUGCGAUCAAAAAGAAAUUCCAAGGGAUAAAACAUGAAUGUCAAGCGAACGGGCCGGAAGACCUCAAUCGGGCUUGCAUUGCAGAGAAGCUGGGUGGAUCCUUAAUUGUAGCUUUUGAAGGCUGCCCCGUGUAGCUCAUCAUUCAGUGCCACAAAUUGAAAGCUUCCAUGUGUAAUGUUAUCUUCUUGCUAUAUAAGUAAAGCAAAUAUAUGUAGGCCAGGGUCUUGCUGAGAGGGAGCUGUCUUGUAACCUUUUAGAGUAAACUAAAUAUUCUAUAAAUGUGCAAUCAUGGCCCUAAAUAAAUCUAGAUCUGCAGUUCUAUUGGUGUGAAAUUAAAUUCUUACUGGCCUCUGUUUUGAUGAGUUGCCUUAUAAAGAUUUUUGUUAGGCUCAGGAGUUUUAAUAAUACCGUUCACAAAACCAGGCCAGGCCAUGUGAAGAGAAUUACUGCAUCUUUGUUGGCCUCAGCAGUCUUUGCCUAGUGAAUUGGUUAUAAUCUGGUUAUAAUUUUGGUCCAGAUUCCUUAUUCCUGCUGAAACUAAACAUAAUCACGGAAUAUAAUUCUCCUCCUGACACUUGACAGUACUAAUAUACUAACAACUCUAAGGUGACGUUGGGCAGUCUUUUGAUCCUACUCAGUGUGUGAGGAAGACUGACUCAAGAUCGUGUCCACUUGUGACUCACACUGAUCUUGCACAGCACUUUCAGGCCUGCAGAUGGCAGCAGCCCCUGCACCAGCGGCGGGCUUACCGCUGGCAUGGUGGGCGACUGCGUGGAGAGUGAUCUUGUAUCCUGGAAGUGUGGGGUGGCCUCAGGAGAACCUGUAGUGUCUUGUAACACCUAGUUACAAUGCAAAUUAGGGCCCCACUGUAAUCUGCUUUAUUAAUGGAAUGAUAAAAUGAUAUCUUGAUGAGUUA
Molecule: messenger RNA, 1436 nt
Organism: Ochotona princeps (American pika)
Lineage: Eukaryota; Metazoa; Chordata; Mammalia; Lagomorpha; Ochotonidae
Gene: DSTN
Product: destrin, actin depolymerizing factor
Exons: 4
Coding region: 157-654 (165 amino acids)
Biological process (GO): actin filament severing; cell motility; actin filament fragmentation
Cellular component (GO): cytoplasm; actin cortical patch; actin cytoskeleton
Molecular function (GO): actin filament binding
Source: RefSeq, a predicted model, not a curated record